AUGACCGCCGCGCCCUCGCAGGACGUGAAGCUGCCCACGGCGAACAUCCGUGAGUCCAGCGUAGUUUCCCCGGACGAUGACGCCUGGGACACCGAGAUGCAGCUUGUGUCAUCGCUAGCGAAGCUACAGCAACUGGAGGGAGUGAUCCAUCAAUUGCGCACGCUGCUUCCAGGACGGUUACUGGAACCCCUGAUGACGGCGGCUAACCCGGGCAUAGCGGCCGGUGGCCGGCAGCAGGGCGUAUCAUCGUCCCCGCGGGCGGUGUUUGAGCAGCUUAAGCAGUGCGUCGAGAGCGGGACGCGGGAGGUUGCGGAGUUUCAGGCGCUGUGGCGGAGCCCGGAGAUGAGGAGUGUCUGGGACCGGGUCGAUGCCCAGAUCCGCGGGAACGGGGGCCAGCUGCUGCAGCCGACGGGGAUGUGGGAGGAGGACUACGACGUGCUGCUGGAGGAGCUCGUGCGGGAGGAGCAGGGGAAGCAGGCGGAGCGGCGGAGCGUCGAGGAGGAGGCGGAGCGGUCGAAGAUCCAGGCCACAGAGGGCGGCUGGCGGGCGAUCGUGGAGGGGUUCGCCCAGCGGAACGUGCCUGGGGUGCGGGUGCAGACGCAGACGAGCAAGACCGAGGAGGCGUCAGUCCUGGUGGCGCUGGUGAAGGCUGGGAUGGUCUUCCGGGUUCAUACCGUUGAAGGGUUGGAGAGCCACGGGGUGCCGGAAUGGCGGAUCGCCAGUAAGGCGGCGCCGGGACAGCCCGUCACCAAGCUCGAGGGGGCGGUCAUGCAGUGUUUGAACUCGCGUCCCCGGCAGUGGGACCUACUCCAAUUGCUGGAGAUGAUCUCAUCGUACUCCGACAUCAAGCAAACGCCGUGCCUGAAAUGCAACAAACUGACCGACACCGCGGCCCAGUUACCGGCCCUCCGCAAGCCGAAGCUCAUCCCAUCCGCGGACGGCCAGCAGUCCACGACCAUCUGGGAAGCCUACCAUCCCAGCUGUGUCGCGGAGUGA
This is a messenger RNA of Aspergillus japonicus CBS 114.51, 996 nucleotides long. Its product is annotated as RNA polymerase II mediator complex subunit MED27 domain-containing protein. NCBI's taxonomy places the organism in Eukaryota, Fungi, Ascomycota, Eurotiomycetes, Eurotiales, Aspergillaceae. The record is from RefSeq and is a predicted model, not a curated record. Gene Ontology annotation, cellular component: mediator complex. Bases 1 to 996 code for a protein of 331 amino acids. The transcript is spliced from 3 exons.